Molecule: messenger RNA, 1681 nt
Organism: Lotus japonicus
Lineage: Eukaryota; Viridiplantae; Streptophyta; Magnoliopsida; Fabales; Fabaceae
Product: dof zinc finger protein DOF5.4-like
Exons: 1
Coding region: 449-1321 (290 amino acids)
Biological process (GO): regulation of DNA-templated transcription
Molecular function (GO): DNA-binding transcription factor activity; DNA binding
Source: RefSeq, a predicted model, not a curated record
GGGAUAUUUUGGUAUAUUCAAGCAAGUCCCAUGGGCCAUGAACGUAGUUAUGAGUACGUUAAAGGGGUGGUUGGGUCAAUUCAGUUUGAAAAAUAAUAGAAAAUGUAGAUAGAGUACGUUUGAGUUGAGAGGAUAUUUGUCAGUCACAGACUCAGAAACUCCUAUGGAACCAGUUUCUUCAUCUCUCUGCUCUCUCUGCUCUGCUCUGCACUGCAAUUUUUCUCCACACCACACUCUUCCCCCUCCCACUUCACACACUGACACAAUCAAUCACACUUGUCUCAGGUGAUUGAUAUCUCUACCUUCUCAUCUGAUCACACUCAUCAUAACACAAAAUCUCCUCAAUUCCCACCCAAUUCCCCAACUACCCACAAUAAAUUAAUUUCAAAAAAUCUCCCCCUGCUUCCAAUAUUUCAUUUCAAACGAGUUUCUCUAGUCCCACAUCGAAAUGCAGGAAAUACAUCCAAUCGGAGGAGGUGGCGGUGGUGGUGGAGGAAGCAGGUUCUUCGGCGGUGCUGACAGGAGGCUCCGACCUCACCACCAACAGAACAACCAGGCUCUCAAGUGCCCCCGCUGUGACUCCAUCAACACCAAGUUCUGCUACUACAACAACUACAACCUCUCUCAGCCCCGCCACUUCUGCAAAAACUGCCGCCGUUACUGGACCAAAGGCGGCGUCCUCCGCAACGUCCCCGUCGGCGGUGGCUGCCGGAAGUCCACCAAACGCUCCAGUAAGCCCAAAAACUCUUCCUCGUCGGAAACCACCGAUCUCCAGCUGCCAGAGCCAGAGCACAACUCCAACUCUCAUUCCAGUAGCGAGAGCUCCAGCCUCACCGCCGCCGUAACGGAAGCCGUUUCAGCUCCGGCGUUGAACUCCGACCCGAAUUCCAACAACAUGCACGAGUCGAAAUUGUUGAACUCUGUUCUGGAUGCGAAUGCUCUGGAACAAGCAGGAACAGGGGACUGUGGCGGCGGUGGUAUUUUCUCCGAGAUUGGGAACUUCACCAGCUUGAUCGCUUCAUCUUCCACCACCAACGAUGCAUUGGCUUUCGGAUUCGGCAACAACAACGGUAUUCCACCUGAUGCAUCGUCGUUUCAGUGGCAGCACCAUCACCCAGGAGAACAAGAACUAAAGUUGCAGGGGAAUAUUCUCAGUGCCGCCGCCGGCGGCAACGGCGGAGGAUUUGGAUCGUUGGAUUGGCAUAGCGGUGGUGCGGAUCAUCAAGGUUUGUUUGAUCUUCCUAACACAGUUGAUCAGGCUUACUGGAAUCACACUCACUGGUCUGAUCAUGACAAUUCCACUCUCUUUCAUCUUCCAUGAUGAGAAAAAAAUCCUUUCUCCUUUUUAAUUAUAUAUAAUAUUUUAACUUGAAACAAGAAGCAAAGAAACUUCAAAAUCUAAACAGAAAAACUGGAAGGACUUCAUAUAAUUAAUCAUGAGGUGUAUAAUAUUUUUUUCCUUUUUUUUGAAUUUGGGAGGUGAUUAUUGAGCUUGGUUUUUAAUUAGUGAUGAUGUGCAUGCACAACUAACUUCCAUGUUAGUUUCUGUUUGUUUUCCCUCUCUAAUUUUCUGGGAUUGUUAUAUAAUAUGUGUAUUUGGAAUUUGAUUGUUUAGAGCAACAGAGAAAAUAUAACAGCAUCAGCAGUGUUUUAUUAUAUAUUUGAUUGCUGUUUAGGUUUG